Molecule: messenger RNA, 825 nt
Organism: Aegilops tauschii subsp. strangulata
Lineage: Eukaryota; Viridiplantae; Streptophyta; Magnoliopsida; Poales; Poaceae
Product: mitochondrial metalloendopeptidase OMA1-like
Cellular component (GO): membrane
Molecular function (GO): metalloendopeptidase activity
Source: RefSeq, a predicted model, not a curated record
AUGCAGGCUCCUCGUAAGAAGGAGGCCAACAAGAACGACGACGAGGUCGCGUGUGCGGUGGUUCUCCUCCCAUACGCCGCGGUGUUCAUCGUCUGCGCCGCGCUCAGCCACAAGGAGACCGUGCCCUACACCAACCGCGCCCAUUGGGUAAUCCUCUCCCCGUCCAUUGAGCGCAAGGUCGGAGAAAAACUCUUCGAGUACUUCAAGAAGAAGCACAGCAAAGACAUCCUUGGCCCGUCUGAUCCGAGCACCGCCCGUGUCCACCUCAUCUUAUCUGAUAUCAUCUGCGGAAUCCAGGAAGUCUUCCCCACCAACAGCCUCCGCGACGACGCUAAGCAGGGGAAGGCGGCGGCGCGGCCGCAGACAGGGCAUCUCCGUGACCUUAAGUGGGAGGUGAUUGUAAUGAGAGAUAAGAGUGUCAAUGCGUACAGCUUGCCCGGUGGUAAGAUUGUAGUGUUCACUGGAUUGCUCAACGUUCUCAAGACCGAUGCUGAGAUUGCCGCUAUUAUUGCGCACGAGGAACAAGUUGGAGGCAGAUCUCAUCGGAAUGAUGCUACUGGCUGCCGCUGGUUUCGAUCCACGCACAGAGUCCCUGAGGUCUGCCAGAAGUUAGGGGAGCUUGUAGGUGACUCGGCGCUGAAUGAUUACAUCGGCCAUCAUCCUUUGUGUAUGAAAAGGUCACGGCUAUUAUCAUGGGGGGAUGCCAUGAAGGAGGCGUUGGAAUUGUACUGCAACUCUGCAAGCAAGUUUUCUCGAGGAAAGGUGCCGAUGUUUCCCUUAAGGUGGAAGGAUCUCGGAUACUCCUAUGUUAGAUUUACUUUGUGA